AUUCACUUUUCCGUGCGCUACACAUUUGGCGGGAAUAGAGAGCGGGAGAGAUGGCGAACAAGGUGAUCUCUCAAAUGGGUCUACCAAAAUCAAUAGCUAACAUUUUUGCAGCUCGUAAUAUCUUAACAUCCAAGGAUGCUUUGUCAUUAACUGAAUUCGAUUUGAUGGAAUUGUUAGAUGUGGGUAUGAGUGAUGUUAAUUCCGCGGUAACACACAUUAGUGAAAUGACAUGUCCACCAUAUCAGACUGCUUUUUCGUUGAUGGAGGAACGCGUCCAAAAUGAGUACUUGGCUGGUCAUUUACCCACACGGUUAAAAGGGUUAGAUGAAGCCUUGUGUGGUGGAGUACCAUUUGGUGCUUUGACCGAACUUGUUGGCCCUGCUGGGAUUGGCAAAACACAGUUCUGUAUGAAGCUAGCGUUAUUGGCUGCUCUACCAACAGCUUGUGGUGGUUUAAAUGGCCGAGCAAUAUAUAUUGACGUGGAGUCAAAGUUUAGUUCAAGAAGAUUGAUAGAGAUUGGAGCAGAAAGUUUCCCAGAAGUCUUUCAAUUGGAAAGAAUGGCACAGGAGAUGGCUGGCAGGAUACUUGUUUUACGACCUACAUCAUUCACUGAGUUCACUGAGAGCUUGCAGCAAGUCAAGCUGUCGAUUCUCCAAAAUCAGAUUAAGUUGCUCAUUAUUGAUAGCAUGGCUGGCUUUGUUUCAGGUGAAAAUGACAGAGAUGUGAAAGCUCCUAAGCAGCAUUCCCUAGGUUGGCACAUUUCCUUCAUCAAGUCACUAGCAGAGUUCUCACGGAUUCCUAUUAUUGUGACCAACCAAGUGCGAUCCCAGAACUGUGAUGAAUUAGUCCAGUAUCCUUUCCAAGCGGAGAACAAGCAUGAAAUCGUGAAAGAUCCCGAGAGGCUUAAUUCCCACCUUGUUGCUGCGCUUGGGAUUCACUGGGCCCAUGCGGUGACCAUUCGUUUAGUGCUUGAAUCUGAUUCAGGUCAGAGAUAUAUUAAGGUGGCAAAGUCUCCCAUUUCUCCACCUCUUGCAUUUCCAUUUAUCAUCACCUCAUCGGGAAUUUCCUUAAUAAGCGAUAAUGGUAUAGAAGUGAAAGGACCAGAGAUACACUCAAUUCAUUGUCAAGGCUUUGAUGACUUUUUAACAUCAGUUGGCCCAAGUUACAACGGUUAAAAUGAAAACAGGUAUGUUUUCUGUAAUAUAUGUUCAAAAUGAACUUAUACUGAUGUGUACUCCUUAGGUUCACUAUUAAUUGUUAAGCAGAUUACUCGAGAGUGUACUAUUUCUCUUCAACAACUUGAUUUCUUCAUACUGUAAUGUACUUCAUAUAUCUAAAUUCAGAUUAGUGUUUCAAGUUUGUUCGUGUAUUCUUCUCUUUAUGUAACAUAAAAGUUAGUGGAUGUUCCCAAUUAAUAUCUACUCAUGAUGAUAGCUCGACCCAAAAUACUAUAUGUCAGUAUGAAGCAGUAAGUAUAUCACUAUCAAGAGAAACAUGAAAACAACAAAGUCAGUUGUUAGUGCUCCACUUCUGGGUUUGUGUUCCUACUGAUCUUAAAUCGCCUUAUCUCAACUUAGAACCGAUAGCAUCAACAUCCUUGGGAUUUUCUGAAAAGUGUAUAUCCCAUUUGUAAGAUCUUUUAUCCAAAGGAAUAAGUUCCCAUGGGUAUUGGAUCGAAACAUCGUUAUUAGGUAUCUUUCAACUUCUAACAUGUGAUCCAUGAGAGUGGCUGCGCAUUAUUGUGGUUAAGCUUCAAAUGUUCCAGGCGGUGGCAAGCAUAAAGAUGCAUGGGUUAAAACUUGGAAUCUCUUAUUGGAUUUUGGAAUCCAUAAGAUAGAUAACAGUUUUGCGGUCACAUCUGUCAGUGUGCUGAGGUUGGGACUAUCCUUUGAUUUGAGCCUCAUUAGAAGAGUAGAUCGGUAUAGUAUAUUUGGUUUAUGAUAGUCUCGUUUCUUGAUUAUUUGUCCUUUGUUCUGUUAUCGGGUUCUGAUCGAUCAGAAAAAGUUUCAUAUUGCUGUAAUUAUAAUAUAACAUUCAUC
This is a messenger RNA of Papaver somniferum (opium poppy), 2039 nucleotides long. RefSeq names its product DNA repair protein RAD51 homolog 2-like. Gene Ontology annotation, molecular function: ATP hydrolysis activity; single-stranded DNA binding; ATP-dependent DNA damage sensor activity. Gene Ontology annotation, cellular component: Rad51B-Rad51C-Rad51D-XRCC2 complex; replication fork. Gene Ontology annotation, biological process: double-strand break repair via homologous recombination. The transcript is spliced from 12 exons. Bases 51 to 1175 code for a protein of 374 amino acids. The record is from RefSeq and is a predicted model, not a curated record. Lineage: Eukaryota; Viridiplantae; Streptophyta; Magnoliopsida; Ranunculales; Papaveraceae.